Molecule: messenger RNA, 2326 nt
Organism: Nothoprocta perdicaria
Lineage: Eukaryota; Metazoa; Chordata; Aves; Tinamiformes; Tinamidae
Gene: TMEM161B
Product: transmembrane protein 161B
Exons: 11
Coding region: 25-1452 (475 amino acids)
Source: RefSeq, a predicted model, not a curated record
AUAGGUGUACAGUUGGUGGUUACCAUGGUAAUGGCUAGUGUCAUUCAGAAGAUCAUACCUCACUAUUCUCUUGCUCGUUGGCUUCUCUGUAGUGGCAGUUUACGAUGGUAUCAACAUCCAACUGAAGAAGAGCUACGGAUACUUGCAGGCAAACAAAGAGGGAAGAGUAAAAAAGAUAGAAAAUAUAAUGGUCAUAUUGAAAACAAGCCUCUAACCAUUCCAAAAGAUAUUGAUCUUCAUCUGGAAACAAAGUCAGUGACUGAAAGGGACACUCUAGCAUUGCAUUAUUUUCCUGAGUAUCAGUGGUUGGUGGAUUUCACUGUUGCAGCUACAGUUGUGUAUGUGGUGACUGAAGUCUACUACAGUAUUGUGAAGCCCUCACAAGAAAUGAAUAUCAGCGUAGUGUGGUGCCUGCUGGUCUUGGCCUUUGCAGUUAAGAUACUGUUUUCAUUGACCACUCAUUAUUUCAAAGUAGAAGAUGGAGGCGAAAGAUCUGUGUGUGUCACCUUUGGCUUUUUCUUCUUUGUGAAAGCAAUGGCAAUCCUGAUUGUGACGGAAAAUUACCUAGAAUUUGGACUGGAAUCAGGAUUCUCAAAUUUUUCGGAAAGUGCGAUGCAGUUUCUUGAAAAGCAGGGUUUGGAAUCCCAGGGUCCUGUGUCUAAACUAACCUUCAAAUUGUUCCUGGCUGUUCUGUGUUCACUUAUUGGUGCUUUUUUGACAUUCCCUGGCUUGCGACUGGCUCAAAUGCAUCUGGAUGCUCUGAAUUUAGCAACAGAAAAAAUAACACAAACAUUGCUACAUAUAAACUUCUUGGCGCCUUUACUUAUGGUUCUACUGUGGGUAAAACCUAUCACUAAGGACUACAUUAUGAACCCACCUUUGGGCAAAGAGAGCAUUCCUUUGAUGUCAGAAGAUACGUUUGACACCAUGCGGUUGUGGAUUAUAAUCCUGUUGUGCGUGUUGCGGUUGGCUAUGAUGCGCAGUCAUUUGCAGGCCUACCUGAAUUUAGCACAGAAGUGUGUGGAUCAGAUGAAAAAGGAAGCUGGCAGAAUAAGUACAGUUGAUUUACAGAAAAUGGUGGCUCGGGUUUUCUAUUAUCUUUGUGUUAUUGCACUGCAGUAUGUUGCACCAUUGGUCAUGCUCCUUCACACUACUCUGCUAUUGAAAACACUAGGUAAUUAUUCUUGGGGCAUCUAUCCAGAAUCUAAUUCUGACACUCCAGUAGAAAACAAUCCGCUUCCCAGCUCAAUGUAUUCAGAGUCUCCAUCUGCUGAUGGAAAGAUGAAAGUAACUGUAGUACAGAUAACAGUGGCUUUGGGAAGCCUAAAGAAUAUUUUCACUCCUCUCCUUUUCCGGGGACUGCUGUCUUUCCUCACCUGGUGGAUUGCUGCUUGCCUCUUUUCCACGAGCCUUUUUGGGCUUUUCUAUCACCAAUACCUGACCGUGGCAUGAACUGAGCAGCUGGCCAAGCAAGUAUGAGGUCACCUUCUAGAUACAAACCCAGGUACCCAAGAGGAGAUGAAGAUAAAAGAAAGCUAUAUACGAAGAGAAAACAUAUCAGAGUUUAUUCGUAAACACUUCCUCUGCGUUCUCAGGGUGAAUAUUCUUAAAAUGUUUAAAAUCAGAACUGGGUUUGUUACUGUUGUUACCAAAAUGGUAGGUAACUAGUUGAAUUUAUUAAGGUUGUUGUGUGGCUGGUGUUGGUGGGCAUGUUGAGAAGAUAACACCUCCAGGCAUCUUGAUUUCCACGAGCAGCGAGCCGCUCUUGAGACCUCGUGUCUCGAGGGUCGCAGUGGGCGCGUGAGCGACGUUAGGAGGGUGCCUGCUACGCUGGUGGUGGCUGCUGCUGAGUGACAUCUGGGAACUGAGCCAUACAGUGAAGGGGAGGGGGAGAGGAGAUAAAAGCUUCUGUUGGAUAGCUGAUGAUCACUUUUCACCAUGGGAGAUGAAAUAAUCCAACAGGACAGGAAAGAUGCUGUAUAUUACAGUAAAGAAAGUUACAUAACGUUUAAAUUUAGCAUAGGAAUAGAUGUGUAGACCGGGCAGAUAUUGCUGCCUAAAUAUAUGCAGGAAUGCUUGUGCAGUGGGAGAGGUGUUAUAAAAAUAUAUAUUAUUGCAGUCCCUGCAGUCAUUUUUAAGUACUGGCCAUCUGUAUUGGUGCUAAUAUUGAUCCAUGGGUUCCAUUUGGGUCUUUUAAAUUUCUUCCUUUCAGGUAAUAGAUAAAUACCAUUGAAUUCACAAAAUAAUUGACGUAGGCUAGUGAUACCAAUCAAACAUUUCAAAACAGAACAGUUUAAUCCUGCUGACUGAGAGUGUAUGUAUCUGU